AUGGGGGCCUGCAUUCCGGUGGCAGUUGGACGGGGUCGCGGCCACAAGGACACCCACGACGACUACUACGGCACCUCGAGGCCACGGGCUGCGGAGCUCCAUGCCCCCACUGCAGAUCUGCGCGCAGAGAUGUAUGACACCGGGAGUAUCGAGGGGCCACCUGGAUCUUUCACUGUGAACAAUGUCCAAGUGUUUGCUGGCUAUGUCCUGCAUACCGGUUCAUUUCUGGAAGGGCCUGACUCCAAGACAUUGUCUGUUGGCGAUGAAGUGAAAUACAAGGAAGUAAUUGGUGACCGUAUUGACCAGAAAGGUCCCAUUGCUCUUCCAGAGAAGCUGAUAUUUGAUUUCUCCCAUGGGAAACCUGUCCAACCAGAAGAUUUGCAAAAAAUUGAGUCUAUAGUGAAGCAGCGAAUAGAGGCUGAGCUGGAGCUAUCUGCACAAGAAAUAAAAUUAGCCAAUCCCAAGAGCGUGAAUGGUCUUCGAGCUGUGUUUGGUGAAAUCUACCCUGAUCCUGUAAGAGUUGUAUCGAUUGGUCGCAAACUGGAAGAUGUGCUUGCCAACCCUGAAAGCAAAGAAUGGUUAUCUGAUAUCAAUGAAGCAAGUAAACUGGACGGAGCAACAUUGGAAAAGAAAAUUGGAUCGAUCAAUAAUACACUGGAUGCAGCUGCUAUCCCAGCUGCAAGAAAAGCUGAUCUAAAAGGCAAUGUCUCAAAGUUGGAGGAUCAACUAAGGGAGGCGAAGAAGAAAACGGGCAAAGAAAAUGUCCAAAAGGCUGCCAAGACUGACAUAGAUGCUGCAGAAGCUGCUGUUUCUAAAGAAAAACUCUUCUGUGUUACUCAUGCUGGUGUGCGUCUUGAUACCACUGCUGCCCGGGAAGCAGUUGUCAAACCCAUGGACCGUUUCAAGGAUGCAGACAAGAAACAACUUGGUACAAUCGGUGAGGAGGUGAAGCAGUUGGCUCAAAGAGCAAGGGAUAACAGAGAAGCAAACAACAGCUCUUCUACUAGUGCAAGCAUUAAAAAAUCCGCUAAUAACACUGUUCAGAUACUUGUGAAAUUUUGUGGAGCAACUAUUCCUGUUCAGGAGAACCUUGACAUAUUAAGUGCAAAUAUGCUAAUCGAUCAUGUUUGCCGGUGUGCGGGAGUUAGUCUCACUGAUCUCUAUUCGACCUUCUGUGGAAGAAUUCUGGAGCCGAAUAAAGUUUUGUCAUAUUAUCAACUCCAGAAGGAUUCUAUGGUUUAUAUUAAUCCUAGACUACGAGGUGGCAGUGCUGGUCGUAAAAACUGGGAUGAUGUAAUCAUUACUCUGAAUGUCUACCACGGUGUGGCUUUGCCAUGGGACCUACUUCUCCCCUGUCAGAGUCCAGCAAUGAAAGUGUGGUACCUGGAUCAUCCACUACAGGUUCGGUGUCAAAAGGUGCUUAUAUACCUUGGCAGAAAACAUUACGUUGGAAUUUGUUUCGGAGGCUUCACUUCCAAGCAAAUUUUCUUCGAUGCCGAUGGUAAUGCGCAUAUUGAUGCUGCUCCUCAAGAGUAUAGUCAAGAACUUGCCUUAUUGGAUUAUGGUGCAGUUUCUGGAAUAUUUGACGAUGCCUUAGAAGCUGGAAUUAACAAAUAUCCAACCUAUUUCUAUAAUCUUAUCAGUUUCCUGUCAAAUUGUCCUGCUGUUGAUUUUCGAAGUAAGGCUGUGAUUGCUUUUGUCACGAAUCACCCCUCGCUGUUAACAUAUUCUCGAAGAAUUCAGAUCACUGCAGUUCUCGAUAUGUUGCUUACAAGGCUCAGUAAAGAUGAUUCAGAGGCCUUGAUAAAUAUGCUUGAAAAUUUCUCUUGGGGGAGCAGGUUGGAUAAGGUUCCUGCAAUGUACCACACGUAGUACUUUCACUGGUGGUAUGCUAGAGAUGGGAGCAUAUGUACCCCUUAUAAGGAUAAUGGAGUCAGCUUGCUCAAAUUCUCUAACAACUUUUUCAAGCAUCACAAUGGCUUCUCUCUAGAAGAGCGGGAUGCAGCGUUUGCGUUGGCGACGAAGCAUAAAAACUAUCUAGCUCAGCUACUGUUUUCCAUUCUUAUAACAUUCAAAGACCCAAAUAAGCCAUGCCCUCCAUCUGUUCAGGCUUUUAUUGAUGAAGUGAUUGUAACGCUAGGGGAUCACACGGUCGAUUGCGAGAUUGCCCAAACUUGAUUGCAAGCGCAAUGCCUGGGAAUGCGAGCUGGGUGACUGUUUAGCUAGAUGGCUUGUUAUGUGUUGUCAGAGCGGAAUGCAUGUGUAACACCGGCAGGAAAUUGCUGUUGUUGUAAGCCUUUGAGCCUUGUUCAACAUUAUAUAACUGAAGUUUGUAUUGUACCA
Triticum dicoccoides is the source of this 2343-nucleotide messenger RNA. RefSeq lists its product as uncharacterized. The record is from RefSeq and is a predicted model, not a curated record. Bases 1 to 1872 code for a protein of 623 amino acids. The transcript has 12 exons. Gene Ontology annotation, molecular function: alanine-tRNA ligase activity; protein binding; nucleotide binding. Gene Ontology annotation, cellular component: mitochondrion; chloroplast. Gene Ontology annotation, biological process: alanyl-tRNA aminoacylation. NCBI's taxonomy places the organism in Eukaryota, Viridiplantae, Streptophyta, Magnoliopsida, Poales, Poaceae.